UAGAGGAGCAAAAAAAGCAAAGUGAUCCAUUGAACAAGGGGGCUUUGCCCUGUCUUAAUUACGUCGAGUUCCAUAUUUUUUCCCUUUUUUCACCUUUUCCUUACUCUUAUGGGGGCUUGUGGUAAUUAGUUUGAAGAGAAUAAAACCAGCUGAUCGGAGAGGGGUGGUGCAUUUUCUAGCGAGAUGGCUCACAGAAACAUUCUGUUGCUCUUCUGUGGACUCUUCCUCUUAGCACUGAUUCAGCCCUCUCUUCAAGGAGGUGUGUAUGUACCACCUGGUACUGGGAUUGGACCAGGAGGUGCCGGACCAGGAAUUGGAUUCUUUCCAGGGUCUACUGGAGGAGUCCCUGCAGGCUAUAAACCAGCAAAAGCUGCAGUCGGAGGUUAUGGAGGUGGGGGACGAGGAGUAGGGCCAGGCGGUCUGCUCCCAGGAGGUGUUGGGCAUGGUGGUCUGGGCGUUGGAGGACUGGGAGGAGGACAAGGUGGAAAGCCCCCUAAACCAGGUUAUGGCAAUCUAGGAGGCGGCGGUCUUGGAGGCGGUGGUCUUGGAGGCGGUGGUCUUGGAGGCGGUGGUCUAGGAGGCGGUGGUGGAGGUUAUGGAGGUGGUCUAGGAGGCGGUGGUCUUGGAGGUGGUGGUGGGGGUUAUGGAGGAGGUGGCUACGGUGGAUAUGGUGGAGGAACUGGGGGCUUUUUCCCUGGAACUGGACAGAAGGCUGGUAAAAGAGGUGCAGGAGGCCCUCUGCUCCCACAUGCAGGCACAGGAACUGGAUCCGCAGUUCCUGUUGGAGGACCUGUUAUUCCUCAGACCGGCCUUCCAGGAGGGGGUGUUGGUGGUGGUCUUGGAAAGAAAGCUUCUAAAGUGCCAGGUGUCGGAGUGCCGGGACUUUACCAAGGUGGACUGGUACCUGGACAAGGGUUUGGUGGACGUGGAGUUCUGCCGGGGGUGGCGACAGGAACUGACCUGAAUCAAAAGUCUAAUGGAGGAGGAGGACAAGUAGGACCAGGAGGUCGUGGCCCGAUGCAGCCAGGACUUUUCCACGGAUACCCCCUCAAAUCACCCAAAGUGCAAGGUGGCUAUGGGACAAAACCUGGAGGUGGCAAACUACCUUUAGGUUACGGCUAUGGAAAUGGCGGUGCUGGACUUCCUGGAGGACAGGUUGGUCCUGGGUCGAGGCCUGGAUAUCCUGUUGGAACUGGAGUUGGGCCCGGUGGCAUCUCCCUUGCUCAGGCUAAAGCUGCCAAAUAUGGUGUUGGCAAUGUUGGUGGUGCUGGUGGUCUGUAUCCAGGGCAGGUGCCAGGAGGUGUUGGCAAUGUUGGCGGAGCUGGUGGUCAGUAUCCAGGACAGGUGCCAGGAGUCGGGACCGGUCUCAUCUCACCUGCUCAGGCUAAAGCUGCCAAAUAUGGUGUUGGAAAUGUUGGUGGAACUGGUGGUCUGUAUCCAGGGCAGGUGCCAGGAGGUGUUGGCAAUGUUGGUGGUCAGUAUCCAGGGCAGGUGCCAGGAGUCGGGACCGGUGGCAUCUCACCUGCUCAGGCUAAAGCAGCCAAAUAUGGUGUAGGAAAUGUUGGUGGAGCUGGUGGUCUGUAUCCAGGACAGGUGCCAGGAGGUGUUGGCAAUGUUGGUGGUCAGUAUCCAGGGCAGGUGCCAGGAGUCGGGACCGGUGGCAUCUCACCUGCUCAGGCUAAAGCUGCCAAAUAUGGUAUAGGAAAUGUUGGUGGAGCUGGUGGUCUGUAUCCAGGGCAGGUGCCAGGAGGUGUUGGCGGUGCUGGUGUUCUGUAUCCAGGGCAGGUGCCAGGAGUGGGGACAGGUAAUAUCUCCCCUGCUCAGGCUAAAGCUGCCAAAUAUGGUGUUGGCAAUGUUGGUGGUGCUGGUGGUGUGUAUCCAGGGCGGUUGCCAGGAGGUGGUGGCGGUGCUGGUGUUCCUUAUACAGGGCAGCUGCCAGGAGUGGGGACUGGUAAUAUCUCCCCUGCUCAGGCUAAAGCUGCCAAAUAUGGUGUUGGCAAUGUUGGCGGUGCUGGUCUUCCGUACACAGGGCAGGUGCCAGGAGGUGUUGGCGGUGCUGGUGUUCUGUAUCCAGGGCAGGGGCCAGGAGCGGGGACCGGUGGCAUCUCACCUGCUCAGGCUAAAGCUGCCAAAUAUGGUUUGGGUGCAGUUGGCGGUGUUGGGGGUGUUGGAGGUGUUGCUGGCACUGGUGGACUGUAUCCACGUCAACUGCCAGGAGUAGGUUCUGGAGGUAUCUCACCGGCUCAGGCUAAAGCUGCUAAAUAUGGUUUGGGUGUGGCAGGUGGUGUUGGUGGUGGAGGUGUUGGUGGUGGAGGUGUUGGUGGCACUGGUGGACAGUAUCCAGGGCAGGUGCCAGGAGGAUCAGGACUACCAGGAGGUGCACCAGUGUUCGGGGGAUAUUCAGCAGCAGCCAAAGCAGCUAAAUAUGGACAAGGAGGAGCAGGAAGACAAUUAGGGACCACAGGAAUUGGAGGACAAGGUGGACAAUUAGGGACCGGUGGACUUGGAGGACAAGGUGGACAAUUAGGAACCGGAGGACUUGGAGGACAAGGUGGACAAUUAGGGACUGGAGGACUGGGAGGACAAGGAGGAUAUUCUGCUGCUGCCAAAGCUGCUAAAUAUGGAGUAGGCAGACUAGGAACAGGAGGCCAACAAGCAGGAGGAGUAGGAACAGGCGGACUAGGUGGAGGAGGAGUAGGAGGAACGGGAGGACACUCUUUAGCUGCUGCUAAAGCUGCAAAAUAUGGUCUAGGCGGUGCAGGGGUUGUUCCAAGUGGUGGUGCUGGUGGAGUCCCUGGACGAGUCCCAUUUUUACCAGGAUAUGGCUCUUUGGCGGCUGGUGCUAAACCUCCUAAAUAUGGAGCAGGCCAAGGAGGCGUAGUUCCAGGUGGAGCAGGACAGCAACUUCCUGGUGUCGGUGGCUAUGGUUGGUAUGGUCCUGGAGGAGCUGUGCAAGGGAUUGUACCAGGAGCAGGAGGAGUACCAGCAGGUACCGGUUAUUUACCAGGAGGUGGACAAUACUCUGCUGCUGCAAAAGCUGCUAAAUAUGGAGUUGCAGGAGGCGCUGGAACAGGGAUUGUACCAGGACUGGGAGGAACAGGAGCAGUUCCUGGCGCUGUACCAGGACUAGGAGGUGGACAAUACUUUGCUGCUGCGAAAGCUGCUAAAUACGGAGUUCCCGGAGCAGGGAUUGUACCAGGAGCAGGAGGAGUACCAGGAGCAGGAGGAGUACCAGGAGUAGGAGGAGUACCAGCAGGUCCCGGUUAUUUCCCAGGAGGUGGACAAUACUCUGCUGCUGCAAAAGCUGCUAAAUACGGUCUGACAGGAACAGCUGGAGCAGGGUUAGGAACAGGAGUACAGGGAGUGGCAGGAGGAGGAGGUGUCUCUGGGUUUGGUGUUGGUGUGACACCAGCUACUCCAGAAGUCAGGGUUGGCACAAAUGGUUCUGCUUUUGGAGUGCCAGCAACGGAUACAAGUGCUUCUGGAACUGUUAAACCAGAGCCCACGCCUACUGUCGCAGAGGUCCCGCAGCCCAGUAAGACUUGCUGUUUGCAUGAAACCUCUGGCUCUAAAAUAAAAUCUGUGGUAUUUAUAUUGAAUUCAUUCAUUUUUCUCUCUGAUGAAGAAUAGGACAGUCCAAUAAUAAUAAUAAUUAUUAUUAUAAUAAUAAUGAAUAUCUUAAUUACACACUUCAGAAUCUUUAGUUUUGCAGGUCAAUGUUUUAAUCAGCAUCCAGAUUUACAAUCUUUAUGAUUACAUAAUCAAAUCUCAAGAGCACAAUAUUUUAAGUGUAGCCACAUCACCAUUUAAACCUGUUGGUGUAUUUGGUUAAUGUACAUUUCCCAUCCUGUGGGACGAAUAAAGGUAAUCUGAAUUGGUUUCCCAGCAACCUCCACUGCCAUAUUUUAUUCUCACUCACAUGAAUUUAUUAUAAUGAGGAAUACACUCAUAAUUUAUAAGGACAGAAAUGACAGUACAGGACUAUGAUGUACUGCUGAAAGAGAGGUACAUUUCGUGUGUUUGUUGUCUGCCGCUCUCAAACUAUUAUCUCAGUUGUGGUCCCAUGUUGUCCUUUAUUUUCAACAGUACUUAUUUUGUGCAAUCUUGCCUUCUUUACUAACACAAUCACUGUUUUUUUUGCUUGAUUGACACAAUUUUCCAACGUUAAAUACAUGUUUUACAUUAUUUCUAAAUGAGGUCUCGCUCCUAUCAUUCCUGUAUAUUUCUCCCUACUAGUUUUAGUUACUUUUAUAUGUCAUUGUUAUAAAUGUAACCAAACGAAACUGACAGGAUUAUUGAAAUGUUGUAUGAUAAAAGACAAUUUGACUCAUUUUCUUUUUCUUCUAUUUGUUAAACUUCCUACUCUCAUGGUGGCUGUGUGAAAACAGGCGUUUCUGGUGCCAUCCUUCAGCCCAGUGCUGGCACAAGUGUUGGUGGAGCAGGUGUUGCAGUACCCUCUGGUGUUGGUCCUACUGGCCAAGGCCAGCCUGGUGUUGGUGUUGGCACAGGUGGCAAAGCACCUAAACCGUUCCU
Messenger RNA from Eleginops maclovinus (Patagonian blennie), 4533 nucleotides. It is a transcript of the gene elna, whose product is annotated as elastin a. Gene Ontology annotation, molecular function: extracellular matrix structural constituent. The record is from RefSeq and is a predicted model, not a curated record. Bases 184 to 3630 code for a protein of 1148 amino acids. The transcript has 56 exons. NCBI's taxonomy places the organism in Eukaryota, Metazoa, Chordata, Actinopteri, Perciformes, Eleginopidae.